AUGAAACCAACCGCACACCAGCACCAGCCCAGAAGCAGGGCCAGAGAUGAGGCCAUCACGCUCCUGAAAGCAGAGAAGAUGGAGCCGGCUUCCCUGGAGGCCCACUAUAGCUUUGCCACCCCAGACGAGGCUCUCCGCGCCCUGCAGAGAGACUCACUCCGGCUCCAGGCUUGUGAGGCCCUGCAGGCCCGACGACAGGACGUCUAUGAGAAACCCAUGGCAGAGUUGGAGCGGCUAGCGGGGGCUCACAGGAGGGCGUCCAGGCGCAUGCUUCAGCUGCUGCUGGAGGUGGAGAGCUCCCAUGGUGGCGCCCUCUGCAGGCUGGAGGAGCAGGAGAGGGAGCACAGGGCCUUCAUCCAGAGGAGCGACGACCUCACCAGCCUGCUGGAGCAGGACCGAGAGAGACUGAAGCAGCUGCUGGCCCAGGAGAAGGCCUACCGAGACAGGAGGGAGGACGAGAACCAGCAGGAGCUCUCAGCCCUGCAGGACGAGCUCGUCAAACUCAAGGCCUUCGCACUCCUGGUCGUUGACGAGCAACAGCUUCUGACCAAUCAGCUGACAGAUCAGAGCCAACACGUCCAACAGUUGACCGGCAUCACUGACCACGCCCAACGGGAGCUCGACUCCGCCCACUCCAGAGCGAGAGAGGAGGAGCUUAAAGCACAACAUCUGGAGGCGGAGCUAAACGACUUACGCCGGAACCAGGAAGCCAUGACCGCCAAAAUGGCCAACGAGGAUGCCCAGAAUCAGCAGCUUCGCCAGCGAUUGGCCAUGCUCGGCCGGCAGGUAGACGAGCUGGAGAGGACGAGGGGCGACCUCCGGAGGGCGGAGGAGGAACUGCGGGAGCUGAGAGACAGGGUGGCCGGCGGAAGGGGGGAAGAUGGGGGAGAGACGGCCUCCCCUGUCCUCCUCUCUGAGGUGGAGCAGCUGAGGAGGAGGGUGGUGGAGAUGGAGGGGAAGGACGGAGACGGGGUCCGUCUGGUGGACCAGUGUGGAGACCUCGACCGCAGGCUGGGCCACGCCUCCAUCCAGGCCCGGAGCCUGAAAGCAGAGGUGGAGAAGCUGAACGGGCGGAUCAGCGAGCUGGACAGGCUGGAGGAGGCCCUGGGGAGAAGCAGGCAAGAGGGCAGCUCUCUUAGGAGCAGCCUGGAGAAGGAGAAGGCUGCCACCAAGCAGCUUUCCGGGGAGCUGGAGGUUCUGCGAAUCAGGGUCCGGGAGCUGGAGGCCAUCGAGGGUCCGCUGGAGAGGUCAGAAGGGAGGCUGAGACAGGACCUGACCAAGCUUCGCACCCUGACCAUGGUCCUGGUGGAGGACAGGAAGGCCAUGGCAGAGAGACUCCAACAGGCAGAACACAAACUACAGCAGGGGAAGGAGUGGAGGUCACAGGAAGGGCACAACAAGGUGUCCCCGGCCGACGAGAAAGCGCUGAAGUCCAGAGGCGAGAUGGAGGAGAGAUACCGAAGCGUGGAGAGAGAGAGGGACGAGCUGGGAUCCAGGCUGAGGACAGAGGAAGAGAGGAGCAGAGAUCUCCAGAGCAAGGCCAACUCCAUGAGGAGGAGGAUCGAGGCCCUCGAGAGGAGAGAUGGAGGGAAAGAGAGACGCGAGGGGAAAGACGACGAGACGAACGACGACCGGAAGCGUGAGGACGACGACAACAAGGUGCGGGAGCUGAGCCAGGAGGUGGAGAGGCUGAGAAGGAGGCUGACGCAGAAGGAGGUGGUGGAGGAGGAGCUGAUGAAGGCGGAGGAGGAGUACGAGUCCCUGGAGAGGAGGUGCAACGAGGAGCAGGAGAGGAGCCGGGCUCUGAGGGAGAAGCUGGAGGAGGCCAGGACGGAGGUGUCCAGGUACCGGCUGGCCGAGAAGGGGAAGGAGGAGCCCAACCAGGAGCACCUCCUCCUCAUACGGCUCCAGGAGGAGCAGGUCAAAUCCAGGCUCCUCUCCAGGGAGGUGGAGACUCUUAGGGAGAAGGUCCAGCGACUGAUGGGGACGGAGGAGUCCAUCGGUCAGGUCCAGAUGGACCAUGCCACCCUGCAGAGGAGACUGGCCCAGCAGGAGGUCCGGAACAGGGAGCUGGCCAGGGAGAUGGAGGGUCUGACCAAGGAACUGGAGCGCUACCGGCACUUCAGCAAGAGCCUCCGACCCGGCAUGAACGGACGCCGCUUCGCAGACCUUCACCAGUCCACCAAGGAGGUUCAGACCGAGCCUGAGAAGCCCAAUCACCUCCCCCCUGACUACCAGAGCCUGGCUCCAACGGUGCUCAACGGAAAACUACUAGGAGAUGAUGGGAAGGACCUCAAUCACAACGAGAAGCAGGUGGUGAAGAAGAACUUGUCUCCUCUUGUCAACCUCAACAUGCAGAACAACAAUCUAAGACGGAGUAGUAUUCCGUUAGCCAACAGGAAGGUAUCUCCCCAGGGUAACAGUGAGGUGUUGAACAGCAACCUGGUCAAGAAAGGAGACUUGGUGGUCACACACAACCCGGGUCAGCCUCUACACAUCAAGGUAACCCCAGACCACAGCCUCAACACGGCUACUCUGGAAAUCAGUAGUCCUACGGCAGACAACGCCACAUCCUACACCAGCACCGCCCUCAUCCCCACCACUGGAGCCCCUCCCAAACAGAGGAUCACCAUCAUCCAGAACUCAUCCAUGUCACCCCCCAAGGUGGUACCCUGCAGCCCCUCUGCACCAGAGGAGGUGAGCAGCCCGGACAGAGCCUUCUCUCCCCCGCUCACUCUCACGUCCCUCUCUAGAGUCGCCACCCCAAACUCACUGAGGUCCCACACGCCCGACCCCUCCGGUUCUCCGGUCCAAAUCCUAACAGUCUGCACCGGGUCAUCAGACCCCACCGAGGUCGUAGGUCAAGCCAUGUUCCGGGUCACGCCAGAGAGGCAACCAAACGGGUGGCACCUCCAGAAAUCCACCAGCGCCGGGCCCAGCGUCAUCACCACUGACGACAACAAGAUCCACAUCCAUCUGGGAAGCCCCUACAUCCAGGCCCUGAAUGGUAUCGCCCAUGUAGCCACGCAGCCGGGCAGGCAGUACCAUUCGCCUGGACAGGAGCCAGGGGGGGCAAGGACUCAGGUGCUUCCUAAUGGUUGCCACGUGAAAAGCAGCGGCAAAAUCACCAGUAGCAUCACCAUAACCCCUGCUACCUCCCCGGCCUCACACCCCUCUCACAUAACAGUAAGUGGCCUUUAUGAGUAAAACCCCACAGAGACCCAGCUCCAUCAGCCCCCUGUCAUCCACCCCCAUCCCUCCUGCCCCCAUCCCCCCCUCCCAACCCUGACCUCCAUCCCAUCCAUCACAACCCACCUCCACCUCAAACUGAGUUCCUACUGAAACAGCUGUACCCAGUCUGGACCUCCUCAGAACCUGAUAUAUUCUGAAUGAACACAUCAAUAGUGGACCACACACACCUACUUACUUGACUGCUUAUCACCGGCUUGCGUUGUGUAUAGUUAGGCUAACUCUCACUGACACUUGUUGCAGAGUGACCCAAUCAAGCCAUAGUGGAUCUGACAAGCAUUACACAACUGACAAUAUGUGCACAUCUUUGAUCUUUGUUUUGAAAGACUAUUAAACGUUUCAGCUUC
Molecule: messenger RNA, 3596 nt
Organism: Osmerus eperlanus (European smelt)
Lineage: Eukaryota; Metazoa; Chordata; Actinopteri; Osmeriformes; Osmeridae
Product: filamin A-interacting protein 1-like
Exons: 4
Coding region: 1-3207 (1068 amino acids)
Source: RefSeq, a predicted model, not a curated record